Molecule: messenger RNA, 2275 nt
Organism: Thalassophryne amazonica
Lineage: Eukaryota; Metazoa; Chordata; Actinopteri; Batrachoidiformes; Batrachoididae
Gene: me3
Product: malic enzyme 3, NADP(+)-dependent, mitochondrial
Exons: 14
Coding region: 1-1845 (614 amino acids)
Biological process (GO): malate metabolic process; pyruvate metabolic process
Cellular component (GO): mitochondrion
Molecular function (GO): NAD binding; malate dehydrogenase (decarboxylating) (NADP+) activity; malate dehydrogenase (decarboxylating) (NAD+) activity
Source: RefSeq, a predicted model, not a curated record
AUGAACUCCCUUACAGGAAGAACCGCACUGUCCCUGUGCAGACAGAUGGCAGCAGCUGGGAUAAGGCUCCACGCCGCCUCCCCAGGUUACCUUGCCGGGAGCCAGGCUUCUUUGCAGGCUGUGCGGGUCUGUCACUCCAGGUCAAGCCGCAAAGGCAAUGUGAGCACCAAGAAGCGGGGUUAUGACAUCACCAGGAAUCCUUACCUCAACAAGGGAAUGGCGUUCACACUGGAAGAGCGCUUACAGUUGGGUAUCCACGGCCUGCUGCCGCCCUGCUUUCUUUCCCAGGAAGUGCAAGUCCUGCGUGUCAUGAAGAGCUACGAAACGCGCACAAAUCCUCUGGACAAGUACAUUCUGCUGAUGUCACUGCAGGACAGGAAUGAGAAGUUGUUCUACCGUCUGCUGACCUCUGACCUGGAGGAGUUCAUGCCCAUCGUGUACACUCCCACCGUCGGCCUGGCCUGUCAGCAGUACGGCCUCGCCUUCAGGAGGCCACGUGGACUCUUCAUCACGAUCCACGACAAAGGCCACAUUGCCACAAUGCUCAACUCCUGGCCUGAAGAUAACAUUAAGGCUAUUGUGGUGACAGAUGGGGAGCGUAUCCUGGGCCUGGGGGACUUGGGUAGCUAUGGCAUGGGCAUCCCUGUUGGGAAAUUGGCACUCUACACAGCUUGUGGCGGGGUUCGACCUCAGCAGUGCCUACCUGUGCUGCUGGAUGUGGGCACUGACAACCAGACCCUGUUGAAUGAUCCUUUGUACAUCGGUUUGAAGCAUAAGAGGAUCAGAGGAAAAGAGUAUGACGACCUGAUUGAGGAGUUCAUGCAGGCUGUGACAGAUAAGUACGGGAUGAACUGCAUGAUUCAGUUUGAGGAUUUUGCCAACACAAACGCUUUUCGUAUCCUCAACAAAUACAGGAAUCGUUACUGUACUUUCAACGAUGAUAUCCAAGGCACAGCUUCGGUAGCUGUUGCUGGGAUUUUAGCAGCUUUGAAGAUCACAAAGAACAAACUGUUGGACCACAAAUUUGUUUUCCAGGGAGCAGGAGAGGCUGCUCUGGGUAUUGCUCACCUGCUUAUGAUGGCAAUGGCCAAAGAGGGUGCAACUCGAGAAGAAGCUGCCAAGAGGAUCUGGAUGGUGGACUCCAAAGGUCUCAUUGUAAAGGGAAGAGGCCACCUAAACCAUGAGAAGGAGGAGUUUGCUCAUGACCACCAUCACCUAAAGACUCUGGAGGAGGUGGUGAACACCAUCAAACCCACCGCCAUCAUAGGAGUUGCUGCUAUUGGAGGAGCAUUUACAGAGAAGAUAAUCAAAGACAUGGCGUCCUUCAAUGACAGACCGAUCAUUUUUGCUUUGAGCAACCCGACCAGCAAGGCGGAGUGCACGGCAGAGCAGUGCUACCAGCUCACACAGGGCCGAGGCAUUUUUGCCAGUGGAAGUCCGUUUAGCAAAGUGACCCUGGCAGACGGGCGCAGCUUCUACCCCGGUCAGGGAAACAAUGCCUACGUGUUCCCUGGUGUGGCGCUCGGCGUUAUCGCCUGCGGAGUGCGCCACAUAUCGGAUGAUGUCUUCCUCACGACAGCAGAGGCGAUAGCCGACAUGGUAACAGAGGAGCACUUGGCUGAAGGAAGACUCUACCCUCCUCUCAGCACCAUCAGAGAGGUGUCCUUCAAGAUUGCUUUGAAGAUUGUAAACUACGCAUACAGAAACAACAUUGCUUCACUGUAUCCUGAACCAAAGGACAAGGAGGAGUUCCUCCUGUCUCACAUAUACAGUCCUGAUUACGACUCCUUCACUCUGGACACAUACAGCUGGCCGCAGGAGGCCAUGAAUGUCCAGGUCGUGUAAGAACAUCAGUUUCAUGCAUCUCUGUGGUGUGAUUUUCAGUUUCUGCUUUGUCUUUGCUCACAAACACAGCCUCUUUUGUUUUCCUUUUAAAACUGGCAGUACAGCGCCCCCCUCAGUGAUUUAGUGCGACUGUAUUGUCAUAAAUGAAUUGUGAACCAAAACGUGAUUCAUAUGAUCAAGUUGUCUCUGAGCUGCCUUUGUAUUUCACCGGUUUUCAUUUUUCCAUUUUCUGUAUUAGUGUUAAAUUAAAAUACAUUUUAUAGAGUACCAAACAUAAGUGUACACAUAACCAUAUUUAGCUGCACUUAGACAUUUAUUACAGUUUUAUCCUAAGAGGAAAACUAUCACAGUAUAAAAUCAUCCAAAGUUCUGCAGAGACUUAAAACUAAAACUGCUGUCUAGAAGGGAACUCAUUAAAGUGCCCUAAUGC